GUCGACUGCGCAUGUCCGUGAUGUCACAGUUACCGAUCUCAUUAGAGAGGCGAACACACGAAAGUCACCAUGAUAAUAUGAGCGUAGCUCACUAUUUUGCUUUCUCUCUUGCUAUUUUAAUUUUAGGAGGAUGGUGUUUUGUUUGGUUAAUGCACAUUUUAGCGUUAAUCUAUGGAAAAUAUCGUCUUCACCAUCCUAUUCCGCCUCCCUCCCCGGAAGACCUCCAGGGCGUUUCCGUCAUUAAACCCCUGGUUGGGGUAGACCCAAACCUGUAUUUCAAUUUAGAGUCUUUCUUCACCACUGUCUAUCCGUCUUUUGAACUUCUCUUCUGUUUACAAGAUGAAAGCGACCCUGCUCUUAUGGUUGUUAAAGCUUUGAUGGAAAAGUACCCAAAAGUAGAUGCUAAAAUUUUUAUAGGUGUUAAACAUGUUGGCCCAAAUGGGAAAGUCAAUAAUAUGUGCAAGGCGUAUGAGGCAGCCAAAAACGAUUUAAUAGUCGUAUCUGAUAGUAGCAUUUUAAUGAAUCCAGAUACAUUAAUGGACAUGAUGUCUUUUAUGAAACCUGAUGUAGGAUUAGUUUUACAGAUGCCAUACUGUUGUACACGCAAAGGUUUUGCUGCUGUGUAUGAAAAAGUUUACUUUGGAACCUUUCAGUCUAGGAACUGUCUUAGUGCUAAUUCUGUAGGAGUUAAUUGUUCAACCGGCAUGUCAUGCCUUUUCCGAAAAGACGUUUUAGAAAAAUCUGGAGGUCUUGCUCCCCUGGGCAAAUAUUUAGCUGAAGACUAUUUCAUAUCAGAAAAUAUUAGAAAAGAGGGGUUCAGAACAGUAUUAUGUAGUCAACCUGCACAACAAAACUCUGGACAGUACAACAUAACCCAUUUUCAUCAAAGACUCAUCAGGUGGUCCCAGCUGCGUAUUUCUCUGUUACCUCAUCUCAUUCUGUUUGAGCCGCUGUCAGAGUGUAUGUUGAUGGGCGUGGUAGCCUCGUGGGCAGCAGAGUACAUUUUUGGCAUCAGUUCCAUGGGUUUCUUCCUCAUGCACGUUUUAGUCUGGUUCUUAUUCGACUACACUCUCCUAACAUGUGUUGAGAAUGGACCACUUCCCUUUUCCAAAUUUGAAUUUUUGGUUGCCUGGAUUCUUCGGGAAGUGUUAGCCAUAUGGUUGACCAUUCAAAGCCAUAAGACUUCAAUAGUGCAUUGGCGACACAAGAAAUACAGAGUGUUAUGGGGAGGAACCAUUGAAGAAUGUGUGUGAUUCUAUAUCUAUCAAACAGAGACAAAAAAACACCUGAGUUUGAGGCCAACAGUGUAUCUUCAUUCUGUUCAGAACUCUUAUGAUUGGCUGGAUCUUACGUUUGUGAAUUCUUGCCGCAGAAUUGGAAAUGAGUUGUGCAAAAUUCCAAGAAAUCUCAACAUUUCCUCUUGUAUGUUCACCAAUCAUGGAAAUAUUUAAAGAAAAUAUUCAUGAUGAAAUUUGCACAAAUCUGAAUUUUUUUAUCUUCAUUGUUUUUGUAAAACAAAAAUUUUAAAGUUUAGAUUUAUAGGAAUUUAUUUCCACAUAAUGUAAUCUGGUCAUGAUUAUUUCAACUUUGGGUAUGAAAAUUCAAAGGGGGGGGGGAAUGAAUAAUGAAAUAACAUUGAUAAGUAACCCUACUUUCCUGUCUGACUGGGACUUUUUCAGAGGACGAAGUCCUAUAUGACGACAGAUUUUUUCAUCUAUCUGAAGAUCUGAAUACUCAUUUAUUUUUUUAAGCACUCAUAUUGUUGCACUGAUAGCUACUUGUGUUGAACCUUUUUUUUCCUGUUAAAAGAGGACUCUGCAAGUAGAGUUUUUGCCAUUGCAUUUGAUGAUAUUGAGUUCACAUUUGCCAAAAUAGUAAUUUUUCCCAGGUUUCUUUUUAUUUGGUGGUCAGUCAUUUGCUUACAAUGUGCUGUCAAAUGAGAACGUGCUUGGUGAAUUCAGUGCCUGCAUUUUAGUGCUUGUCCUCUGGAAAUAUACUGCAUGUGUUGGACAUAGUUGAAAAAAAAGUUGUUUCCGAUUGUUAUUUUUUUUCCGUGUAUGUGUUCUUCCUGUGUCGCAGGAUAUAGCGAGAGUCAUUAUGAUGCCAAUGAAAUUGACAAUGAUCAAAUCUCUGUACAAUUACUUGCAUGCAAAAAAUGAAAAAAUUUACGCAAAAGAAUAUACUUGUUAACAUGCUAAAAUAACUACAAAAUACUAUAUACUUGACGAAAUAAGUGUUUUUCAUAAGUUAUGCAUUCAUUAGUAGUGCAUUCUGCUCACUACUUUGGCUGGUCUUUAAUAGAAUCAGAAUUGGUAUCAAAGUAUGAUUAAUUAGCAUUUAAAUAGAUGAUUUAUUAAUUUAAAGACAUAAAUCAAUUUAAUUUUUAUAUAAUCGGGCAUGUAUGUAUAACUCGGUUACCUGAUCAAGCUUAAUUGAAUAUGGCUGAGGAGUUGAAGGUAUGGUUAAGAGAUAGGAGUUCACCUUUGUCAUGCUGCACAGGGCAGUUACAAUACUGAUUUAUUAUCUAUAGAUCUGGUUUAGACUAGCCUCAUGCAGUUUUAUCUGUCUGGCUUUAUUAAAAUUCAGUACAUGCAAACUGGCACAUAUUAAUUUACAAAACAAAACAAAAACAUCUUUAAAUUUGUUAAUUAUAUAUACAUACCUUUAUCAUUCAGAAGUAUAUUCUUUGACAGAUGUGGAAUCUGUUAUUUCGCUGAUUUAUUCCUGAUUUUCUUUUCUCCUGUGAGAGAUGUUGAUUGUCCUGUGAGGGAUGACUCUGUGUGUUUGAUUAUCCUGGUCCACCCAUAGACCGUGGGUAAAAUGAUUAUCUCUUACAUGUGUGUUAUUGUAAUUAAUUUUGUUAUUCAUGUCAUUUUUAUACCAAGAAUAAAGAUGAAAUUUUUUUAUACUGAAAA
Ostrea edulis (European flat oyster) is the source of this 2915-nucleotide messenger RNA. Its product is annotated as ceramide glucosyltransferase-like. Gene Ontology annotation, molecular function: ceramide glucosyltransferase activity. The coding region runs from base 12 to 1253 and encodes 413 amino acids. Lineage: Eukaryota; Metazoa; Mollusca; Bivalvia; Ostreida; Ostreidae. Gene Ontology annotation, cellular component: membrane. The transcript has 9 exons. The record is from RefSeq and is a predicted model, not a curated record. Gene Ontology annotation, biological process: glucosylceramide biosynthetic process.